AUGGGUGAUCAUAUUGCUAGGGCGGAGGAAUUCGAAAAGAAAGCAGAGAAGAAACUGAGUAGCUGGGGAUUUUUCGGUUCCAAACAUGAAGACGCCGCAGAACUCUUCGAUAAAUCUGCCAAUUCUUACAAGCUCGGCAAAUCCUGGGACAAAGCCGGAGCAACUUAUGUCAAGUUGGCAAACUGUCAUUUGAAGUCUGACAGCAAACAUGAAGCAGCCACAGCUUAUGUUGAUGCUGCACAUUGCUACAAGAAAUCAUCUGUAAAUGAGGCCAUUUCUUGCUUAGAGCAGGCUGUAAAUUUACUGUGUGAUAUUGGAAGGCUUAAUAUGGCUGCAAGGUAUUAUAAGGAAAUUGCCGAACUAUAUGAAUCUGAACAAAACAUUGAGAAGGCUAUUGAGUUCUUUGAAAGGGCAGCUGAUUUCUUCCAAAAUGAAGAAGUAACAACUUCGGCCAAUCAGUGCAAGCAGAAAGUUGCUCAAUUUGCUGCUCAGAUUGAACAGUAUCCCAAGUCUAUUGAAAUCUAUGAAGAAAUUGCUCGGCACUCACUCAACAAUAACUUGCUCAAGUAUGGAGUUAAAGGGCAUCUUCUCAAUGCUGGAAUAUGCCAACUUUGUAAAGGAGAUUCUGUUGCAAUCACCAAUGCAUUAGAGCGAUAUCAGGAAUUAGAUCCUACUUUUUCAGGAACAAGGGAAUACAGGUUCUUAGCGGAUAUUGCAGCAUCGGUUGAUGAGGAAGACGUUGCCAAGUUCACUGAUGUGGUUAAGGAAUUUGAUAGUAUGACCCCACUGGAUUCAUGGAAGACAACCUUACUGCUGAGAGUGAAGGAAAAGCUGAAAUCCAAGGAACUGGAGGAGGAUGAUCUUACCUAA
Molecule: messenger RNA, 870 nt
Organism: Prunus armeniaca (apricot)
Lineage: Eukaryota; Viridiplantae; Streptophyta; Magnoliopsida; Rosales; Rosaceae
Source: the annotation of a GenBank genome assembly